Molecule: messenger RNA, 1785 nt
Organism: Helobdella robusta
Lineage: Eukaryota; Metazoa; Annelida; Clitellata; Rhynchobdellida; Glossiphoniidae
Exons: 12
Coding region: 92-1612 (506 amino acids)
Molecular function (GO): monooxygenase activity; iron ion binding; oxidoreductase activity, acting on paired donors, with incorporation or reduction of molecular oxygen
Source: RefSeq, a predicted model, not a curated record
CAAUUACAAUUACUACUACUUCUACUACUACUACGGCAGCUACUGUUGUUACUACUACUACUGCUGCUAGUACAUCGAAAGAAGCACAAAAAUGGAUGUUGCAUCGUCGAUAAUUUACUACAUCUUUUUCCUUUCAACACUGAUUGCAGGCUACGGCAUCUACAAAGUUUUCCAAUUUUUCAAGAAGAUAAGAGUGAUUGGAAAAGUGGCGGACACCUUCCCAAUGGAAGAAAAGCAUUGGUUUUGGGGACAUAUUAAACAAUUUCCUGGACUGAAUGAAGAUGGAAUAAAAUUUUGGCACUACAUGAUCGAUAAAUAUCCAAGAUGUUACAAUUUUUGGGCUCUGAAUUGGUUCAAGACAUCCAUUCAAGUUUAUCACCCGGAAACUAUUAGGAGUAUUUUGAAAACUGCUGAGCCCAAAUCGAUGACGAUGGGUGUGUACAAGUAUGGUAAGGAGUGGAUUGGCGAAGGUUUGUUGCUAAGUUCUGGAGAAAAAUGGUCUAGAAGCCGCAAACUACUGACGCCAAUCUUUCAUUUUGAUAAUUUACACAAAUUCCUCAGAGUUAAAAAUAGCUGCGUCGAUACUUUCAUGAAAAAAUUGUCCAAGUACGAUGGGACAGGAGAAAGUGUUGAAAUAACGAGAAAUUUAUCUGCUCUGACUAUGGAUAUUAUCCUUAGAUGUGCAUUUUCUUACGAUAAUGAUAUUCAGGAAGUUGGAGAAAACCAUCCCUACAUGAAAACAGUCCGCGAACUUGGUGAUCUUUGGAUGAAAAGAACAUUGAAACCUUGGCAACAUUUUGACUUCAUAUACAAACUCUCAGCGGAUUCUAAAAAAUUCACGAAACUCUGCAAAUACAUUCACGACAUUUCAGAUGGACUCAUUAAAGAACGGAAGGAAGAAUACAAAACAUCAGUAGCAGAUAAAAUGACUAUUAAGAAUGAUAUCUUAGACCUACUGUUGAAAGCACGCGACGAAGAUGGAAAUGGGUUGUCUGAUGAUGAGAUGAGAGUCGAAGUGAACACCAUACUCUUUGCGGGGCAUGACACAACCUCGAUUUCUACGACAUGGGUGUUGUACAGUCUUGCACAAAAUCCUCACAUUCAGAAACAAUGUCAAGAAGAAAUUGAUGAGAUGUUUGCUGGAAAGACUACUAACGACAUAAAUUGCGAAGAUUUUCAAAAGUUGUUCUACCUAACCUGCUGCAUCAAAGAAUCCUUACGUCUGAACACCACAGUGCCCGCUAUUGAGAGAGAGCUGACCAAACCACUGGUCAUCGAUGGGAAGGAAUGCCCAGCUGGUACUGUACUUUGUCCAAUGCUCUACCAUCUACAUCACAAUAAGGCGGUCUGGAGUGAUUAUGCCAAAUUUGAUCCGGAGAGAUUUUUUCCUGACAAUAUAGAAAGAAUGGAUCCGUUCGCGUUUGUUCCAUUUUCAGCUGGACCAAGGAACUGUAUUGGACAGCACUUUGCAAUGAACGAGAUGAGAGUUAUCCUAUCAAAAGUUCUUCAGAAGUACACAGUCACUCUAGAUCCUGACCAUGUUGUUAGACGAAAACUCGGCUUGGUGAUGACAACCGAGAAUGGUUUGUAUUUGAAAGUAUCUAGGAGAUAAAAGUGUUCGAGCAUACGAUUGAAUUUAGGAUAACAAAAUUAACUGGAACGAGUUUUAUUACGUAAUUGAUGGGACCGAUUUUUUAUUUUGUUGUGUUCGCUUGAAGAAUUUUCUGAAUAUGAAAUUUUUUUUCCAAAAAUGAUUGAUUGUACUAAUAAACAAAUCGUCACAAA